Cyprinodon tularosa is the source of this 1393-nucleotide messenger RNA. Its product is annotated as SPARC. Gene Ontology annotation, biological process: anatomical structure development. Gene Ontology annotation, molecular function: extracellular matrix binding; protein binding; collagen binding. Lineage: Eukaryota; Metazoa; Chordata; Actinopteri; Cyprinodontiformes; Cyprinodontidae. The transcript is spliced from 10 exons. The record is from RefSeq and is a predicted model, not a curated record. Bases 284 to 1072 code for a protein of 262 amino acids.
ACACACUCAGCCAAGGUGGUGCACCAUGGCUUUUGCCAACUGGUGCCUGAGGAAAACACAUGGAUUUGCAUGUAGGAGCACGUGAGCAUCACCGCCCUAAUACCAGACAAACCACAGGUGUCCUUCUCAAUUACUGACACUGAUCUAAUAGAAAAGAAAGAAAAGUUUAAGCACAGCCUGAAAGGAGGAGGGGAGGCACAAAGAAAAGGGAAGUACCUUGGGGCAAGGUGAAGAAGAUCAGCAAAAGAACAGUGGAACAGAAGGUGCCGUGGAAUGCUCCACCAUGAAGCUGAACUUCAUGCUUGCCUUGAUUCUCCUCAUUUACCCAUUCAGAGCCAUCGGAGGGAGAGCUCAGCGCAGGCAGAGACAGGCUGAGGAGAGGCUAGCUCCAUACAUUGGCAGAGUGAACCCAGAAAAGCUUUGUGAGCUGCUCAAAUGCCACAGUCCUGUGGGAUCCUGGUGCCAGGUGGUUCAGGAAAAAGGAAUUCUUAAACCGAAGUGUGUUUGUCCACAGUUGUGCCCACGGCAGAGGGCACCAGUCUGCAGUGUUCUUGGAAAGACCUACAGGAAUGAGUGCUUGCUUCACAAAGAAGCCUGUAGGAAGAGGAAACGCACUGGGGUGGCUCAUACAGGACCCUGUCUUGUCCCCAAAAGCAAAUGUACUGAGGAAGAGUUAGGCCAGUUUCCAUACCGUCUCCUGGACUGGUUUCUUCUCCUGAGGCGAAUGGGGCAGUCCUCUACACCCACAGCUCUGCCACAAACCUGUCUCAGCCAUGCCCAGAGGACUCAACUGGCAAAGGAAAGGUUUACGUUACUGGACAAGAACAAGGAUGGAAAAUUGAGCUGGAGGGACUUAAAGAAGCUAUAUUACAAGAAGAUGCCUUUGGAACACUGUGCUACACCCUUUUUCAUGUCUUGUGAUCGCAACAACAACAAGAGGGUAACUGUGAGAGAGUGGACAUCUUGUCUGGUGGAUCGUUCUGAGACUUGGUUUUAUCAUUUCAUGUCUAUGAAAAUGGGGUCCCACCUGCUGUGUCCUACAGUCAAACACGAACUCCUGCAUCGCUUUUGAACUUGCAUCAUUACAGCUAGAAACAACGGGAUCUCCACAAACAAUGCUCACUUAUCCCUUUCUCUGCUUGUCAUAUGGUGAUUCAUCACAAAAACAUUAUUUGCUGUCAGCUCAUGGCAUGUAUGGCCUAAAUUCCCAAACAUGCCUUCUCUGCCAAUUACAUUUACUGCUAAUUGAUUUUGCUGACAUUUGCACAAUUGUGUUGUAAAAGAGAGAAGACAAUGGGUACCAAUGAAACCAAAUGAACACGGCAUGCUUUGAAUAACCAAUUACAAGGAGGGGCGGCUGCACAAAAAGACAUGCAAAGCUAGAUGGAAGAUG